Molecule: messenger RNA, 4527 nt
Organism: Nothoprocta perdicaria
Lineage: Eukaryota; Metazoa; Chordata; Aves; Tinamiformes; Tinamidae
Gene: UBAC1
Product: UBA domain containing 1
Exons: 10
Coding region: 9-1235 (408 amino acids)
Molecular function (GO): protein binding
Source: RefSeq, a predicted model, not a curated record
CCGGGGCCAUGUUCGUGCAGGAGGAGAAGAUCUUCGCCGGGAAGGUGCUGCGGCUGCACGUGUGCACCGUGGAGGGCGCCGAGUGGCUCGAGGAGGUCGCGGAGGACACCACGGUGGAGAAGCUCAAGGAGCGCUGCCUCAAGCACUGUGUACCUGGGAGCUUGGAGGAUCCAAAAACUGUGACACAUCAUAAGUUGAUACAUGCUACUUCUGAGAAGGUGCUGACAGACACAAAAACAGUGUUAGAGGAGAAUAUUCAAGAUAGAGAUGUCUUACUCUUAAUAAAGAAGCGUGUACCCCCUCCACUCCCUAAAAUGGCAGAUGUAUCAGCAGAGGAGAAGAGGAAACAGGAGCAGAAAGCUCCUGAUAAGGAUGCUAUUCUCAAAGCAACUGCAAAUCUGCCUUCUCGCAAUGUCGAUCGCACUGUGGCCCAUCACAACAUGAGGGAUUUCCAGACAGAGCUCCGGAAGAUCUUGGUUUCUCUCAUAGAAGUUGCACAGAAAUUGCUAGCACUGAAUCCAGAUGCAGUUGAGCUAUUUAAGAAGGCAAAUGCCAUGCUGGAUGAGGAUGAGGAAGACAGAGUGGACGAGAUAGCUCUGCGGCAGCUUACAGAAAUGGGGUUUCCAGAGAGCCGAGCUGUGAAAGCCCUUCGAUUAAAUCAUAUGUCAGUGACACAGGCCAUGGAGUGGUUGAUAGAACAUGCAGAUGACCCUGCUGUGGAUGCUCCGCUUCCUGGUCAAACUCCAUCAGAAGCUGCAGCUGAAGCUGGUGCAUCCUCCGCUGAAGCGGUUGCAGGUCCUAGUUCAGAAGUUGGUGGGGAAGAGGCCAAAGAUGAGCUGACAGAAAUAUUCAAGAAGAUCCGGAGGAAAAGAGAGUUUCGUCCAGACCCACGAGCUGUCAUUGCCCUGAUGGAGAUGGGGUUUGAUGAAAAAGAAGUGGUAGAUGCACUGAGAGUAAACAACAACCAGCAAAAUGCAGCUUGUGAAUGGCUGCUGGGAGACAGAAAACCUUCUCCAGAGGACUUAGAUAAGGGAAUUGACACCAAUAGCCCUCUCUUCCAAGCCAUCUUAGAAAACCCCGUGGUACAGUUAGGGCUAACAAACCCUAAAACUCUACUAGCCUUCGAGGAUAUGCUUGAAAAUCCCUUGAACAGCACCCAGUGGAUGAAUGAUCCCGAAACGGGGCCCGUCAUGCUGCAGAUCUCUCGGAUCUUCCAGACACUGAACCGCACGUAGAGGGGGGUGCCGGCCCACUGUGCCACUUCCUCCUGUCCCUCGCUCCACCKUCCUGGCCGGAGGGCACGUGGCUUGCUGGGCACGGGGAGAAAAAGCCUUCUGCCCGGCCAGGGGGGCUCGCAGGACAGCGUGGGUAGUUGUGGCCMACCUGAGGUUCUUGCCUUGUGCAUUUAGUGUUAGUGGAAGAGGUUUGAAGACUUAUUUUUGUUUUGGGGUUUUAGGUUGAAAAAAAUAUUAUAUAUAUACAAAUAUAGGAAAAGGUUUUGUGAAUGCAAUUAAGAAUCUGAUUGGCGAGAUAUGUGAUGAUAUUGCUCGUGUUUUAAGCUCCGCAGUAAAAGGCCUGUGACAGUAGUUUACUAGCCAGUUUCACUAGUAUCUGGCUAGAGUUUACAAGAGGUCACUGACCACUAGCAUAGGAUAUUAAUCAUCUCCAUACAGUAUUAACUUAUGGAUAUAUCAAAUUAUAAAAAUGCUUUUUAAAAUUGAUUCUUAGGAAAUGUUUUUUAAAAGUCCAAAUGUUGGGAGAGCAAGCACAUUUCUAUCCAAACUUGUUUGUCUUGCAUUAUAAUUUAAAUGAAAUCAUUCAUAGAUGGAAUUCCUUCAAUAAAUAGCAUUACUUUUUCCUAUUUAUUUUCUGCUUUAGUGUUGUUCAAGUUCUGCAAGGUUUAGGCUCGUAGGUGAUUGUCAGCUACAUUAAAGAUGCAGUAUCUCUUUCAUGACAGAACUUGCAACAACACCACCACUUGGAUUCUCAAGUGCUGCAAUUCAUAACCUUACACUCUGCCAUACCCUAGUGUGAGAAGGCUCUAUUCACUCUGUGGUUUUUCCAUUUUGACGUGCAUGAUUUUGGGAAGGGAGGCUUAUGUUGAGUUUAUUUUUCAGACUCCGUUUACAMAAAGAUGCUGUUUGCAUGGGUUGAAUGGUAAUCUGCAAAUAAGCAGAAAUGCGUAUGUUUUUAUCUUGCUUAAGGUAUUUAAAAGCACGCUUGAAAUUACUUUCUCUGAGAUGGAAGUGUUUUUCUCUCGCUGUUUUUUUUAAGUCCUGCAAGUACCAAGAAUGUUAAGCUGUGUCUUUCCUAGUUUUAUCAGAAGACUGACCUGAGCUUCUAAUGAAAAAACUUCCAGUGAAUAGUCAGAUUUUAUGAUGGGUUAUGGUGGUAUUAUUUUAAUGGUCUAAAAUGUUUUUUCUUUCAACUUAGUGCCACAUGAUUGACAUCUGUCAAGUCUUAUAAUACACAGCUUUUCCCUCUUGGAAAGGCAGGCUGUGCAAAACCUGCUUCUCCGUAAUACAGAGCAACCAGAGGGAGGUCCUAUUCUUAAACAGCACAGAGGGGUCUCUCAAGGGGCUAUACUGAGGUCUAUCCUCUGCUGCUUGAGAGUGGGCUCUUCAUUGCUGGGGCUUGUUGCGUGUGCGUUAGGGCUGUUUUUCUUUGCUGAAAAAGAAAAAUGCGGCAGGAGGUAACCCGAAACCCCACAACAAGUUUUGGCCUGAGCUUGGUAUCUCAUCUCUGUUAUUAUGCAGCCAAGGCUCUGAAGUUGCCAAUUUCACAUAAUUAAUACAAAGGGUGGGGAAAUCAAAACAGCAUGGGAUUUUAUCAUGGCUUACUAUCCCAGUGUUUUUUUAUUUUUAUUUUUCGUAAUUGCAUAUUAAGCUUGCACUUCAAGAGGGCUGAAACUUUUGCAUCUGAAAAUUCUGAGCUUUAUAGGAAUUUAUCUUCUAUUCACAUUGUUUGCUCAGACUCCUGUUAAGAACAGGUUGACAGCCUAACAUGAAAUAACUUUUCUGUAGCUAGCAAAGCCAGGAACCUGAUCUCGGAACCCUGAGUGUUUGGUGCAGCUACUCACGAGUAGUUGUGACUAAAGGCUGUGGCAGUAUGAAAACCUGUGGGUUUUUUGUUUGUUUUCCUCAUUCCCUGCAGUUUUUGACRUGUCAUACUACCAGAGGACGUUGUUAUUUGAAAUUAAGUCUCUUUCCCUAUUCAAUCAGGGUAAACUGUCCAUAGUUUUAGUGAUCCUUUCUAAAAGAUGAAGGUGGAGAAGAAAAACUAAUCUGAAAUAUAUUCUGGCUUUUGUAUAAACAAGACCAGCUUCAGGAUCCAGGAUCAGGAUUCAGGAUCAAUGCCACGGAUACUUUAAUAAAAACAGAAGCAUCAGGAUGGCAUCAUGUAACAGAUGAAGGUAGGAAUGCCCAGCCUCACCACCAUAACCAAAUGCUGCAACUGCAGUUAGAAACCUUUGGAUUAAAGGCAUACUGCAUCUUUAAAAUACUUGAAAGCUUGAGAAUGUGGUUAUUUGUGGCUUUCCUUCCAGGGCUCAAAAGCAAGGCAGCUUCUGAUUUGCCAAAGUUUCUUUCUUGGCACGGUUUCAGCAAAGUCUUCCUUGUCUGAGAACUCAAGUUUUCAGUAGUAGGAAAAUGCUGGAACUUAAGGUGUGAUUGUUCCCAGCAAGGACUAGGAGUUUAAAACAGAAACUACCCUUUAGGUUAAAUCAGUAUUCAAGAAAUUGAUAGCACCGGUCUUGUCUUUUGGGGAUGAAUUAGUACUAGGCUAUGGAGCUGUGUCUCCCAUGGCAYCUGCAUAUUGCUACUUCAUCAUGGUUAAUGUGUGGUUUUGGGGAGAGGGAUUAAGACUUUGUGCUUGCAAAAGUAUUGAUCCUUUUCUCCCCACUCCCUCAAAAAUCACUGCUACUGAGUUAGCAUGUGCAAGGACAGAUCUCCCGGUGCAAGGAGAGAGUAGCAAGGCUGCUGCCUGCGGGYGCACUGUCUGAAGGGUGCAUGUCCUAUGGUUCUGGUCUGUAAGGCAACGAGAUCCCCGAGCUCUGUGAGGAAGAACUACUCACAGGAAUUAAGGAUUUGCACAUUWGUCUCCUGUGCUUGUGCCUGUCCAACUUAAAGAGCAAAGACAGCCACAGUUGGGUGUCUCAUAACAUGGUCGAGGAAAUAUUUGGAAGACCAAUGAAAUCAAGGAAAAGGGAAGAAGGGAUGUGGCAGGUGACUCAUCUAAUGCAGCAUCUAUUUCUUGCAGUUCUUCUGACUCUGCCCCAUUGGUUGAUAUGGACAAUCUUCUACCUUUUGAUAUUACAUAACUCCUGAAAGCUAGCUAGCUAUUUAUUUAAAUAUAUGUAACUUAUAAUUUUUGUCAUCAAAGCUUUGAUAUUUUUAAUAGAAAUGUACUAUAUGGAAGUUUGUUCUCAGGGCUUCAUAUUUAUACUGUCUUUACACCCCUUWACAGCAGGGGUGCAUUUAAAGAGUUGUAUUUGGGGUAAAAUGCUGUCGGUCAAUGCAACUCGGACCU